CCAAGCCUAGCUGGCAUGAAUGAGACCGAAAUUCAAGAGUGAAAAGCCUCAAAGUGGAUGGAAUACUACUGGGGUCUCCAAGCAACGGCCUUGACGCAACUGCCUCAGAGAGGAGAAGGAAAGAAGUCCAUUGGAAAAAAAGAAAAAGCAAUGCACACCCAUUUUUCAAAAGCAAGGCAGACACAGAGAAUAACCUGGAGACAGGGAAGAGGGUGCAAGGAAGGCAGCAUCACACAGUUGCAAUUCUGCAAAGGAGGCAAGUUGGAAAACAGGUGCAGAGAAAGAAGCAUGGAGUAGCAUCCCCUUAAACCCAUGCAAAGCUUGGUGGUUGCUUACAAGUCUAAAAGGAAUGUCUUGAAGUGAGUGGCACAGAACCAAAUCCCCAGAGUGGGGUUAUUUUCCAGAGUGUAGCAACUUCUGAGCAUCCGACUUCAUCCGGAUGGUGUGUCGCUUUCACCUCUGAAAUCUCCUCUGUCCACCUUUCAGUGGAUGUUUAUGACAUUCCACCAGAAAAGAAGAUGUCUAUACCAAAAAUUCAGGUUGAAGGAAUGCUGGACAGUGCAGAUUAUGAAAGUGGAGCUGGCCCGCCUUCCGAUGAUCACUUGCGGAACUUGAAAGCUCUGACCCAGAAGCUGAGGUUAGAAACAAGGAGACCUUCCUAUUUGGAAUGGAAGGCCCAGCUGGAGGGGUUCACUUGGAAGAGCCACCCCAAACCUCCUGAGGAUGAAGAGGAUGACCAGGAUGAGAAACCCAAGGAGGAACAUGUUCCUUUCAGAGAGGUGCGCCACAUUCAUCACCUCAAUGGGGCAUCUUCCACCCAGAAAGUGGUGUUGGCCCCAGAGAAAAUCAGCAGCUUUGGAAAUAUUGAUGAAGCUUUGAAUUGGCUCAGGAAGGAACUGAUGGAAAUGCGUCUCCAGGAUCAGCAACUAGCUCGGCAGCUGAUGCGCUUGCGCAGUGAUAUCAACAAGCUCAAGAUCGAGCAGACGUGCCACCUUCAUCGGCGCAUGCUCAAUGAUGCCACCUAUGAGAUGGAAGAGCGGGACGAGCUCUCCGACCUUCUCUGUGACUUCCCUCUCACGUCCUCCUUCAGCCUGUCCACCCCACUCAAGCUCAUUGGGGUGACGAAAAUGAAUAUCAACUCCCGCCGGUUCUCGCUUUGUUAGAAAGAAGUGGGAGAAUGGGCACAGGGAAUGGGGGAAUGGGCACAUGAAGUGGGUAUGGUGGGCAAAGUUCUCAAGAUCAAGGGAAGAGACGAGAGUAAGAGAUGGAAGGAUACAUGGGAUCAGAGAGCUAAGAAAGAGAUGAACCAACAGAGAGUGGAACUACCAUGCAACCAGUCUUCUGCUCAUCUAAUAUGACUGCACUGUGGUGGUAGUGAAGAUCAUGUCCCAUUUGUGAAGGGUGGGUGGUAUGAAGAACAGGAUGACAUUGACACCCACCAUAAUCUGACACUUGCAGUCAGAAGAAUCUCUUGUGGUUGGAACUAGGGUGUGAAGAAUGAACCAGGCAACUUCACAAUGGAGGGCUGGACAAGAUAUAGCACCAUGCACACCAUUGGUAGAGCCUUCUGUCCUACUUCGUACUGGACAUUCAUGGGAAGGCAGCAAGCAAAGGAUGAAGAAUCCACAUUGCUACUACAAAGGAGAAGCCAAUGACCAAAAGACAGGAAGAACUAUAUAGGAUGGAAAACCAGGGUGGAGAAAGUAAAGUGCAGCUCUCAGGGCUGGUUUUGUGGCCCUUAGACAAUUUUUUUUGCUCAUAUGGCUCCUACAGGGUAGAGAAGUUCACAGACACUUCUCCUUAUUGAUCUGUUGUAGGCCAAGAAAGGUUCUCUUUUCCAACAGGAAUUGUACCCCCUGGUCAAUUCUUUUUGAGAAAAAUCCUCUCCUGGGCCUAAAAUGAUCCAAAGAAGACCAUAACUGAGUUGGAAUUACUGGGUGAAGAGGGAGCAUUUAAGGACCACAAAAAGUUCUUUUUCAGGUUGUGCAGCCCUCAAAGGUCACAUGAAAAGGCAAAAUGCCCCCCUAACCCCCAACUGUUCCCCAUUCCUGGUGCAGAAUAUUGAAACUUAGACUGCAUCUACAUGCAGAAACAGUGCAGUUUGAUACCACUUUAACUGCCACAGCUCAGUGUCUUGGAAUGUUAGAAUUUGUAGUUUGUUGUGGCACCAAGACAGGCAAUGAUUUUUAAAAAUUCACAAAACUACAAAUCCCAGAAUUCCAUACCAUUGAGCUAUGGAAGUUAAAGUGGUGUCAAACUGUGUUAUUUCUGCAGUGCAGAUGCUGCCUUACCUGGAAUUAUUGUACAGAGUGACAUACCCUUUUCAGAUCAGUUGUUACCAAAGGAUGCAAUUGAGUUUUAGAUCAUCUUCUAUGCCAGGAAUGAGUAAAAUGAAAGUAUGAGCUUUUCAUACUUUCCAACUGUCUUGGUUUGGCAAGGACAGCACUGGUUAAUCCUCUGACAUCCCACUUUUUCAGCUGCUUUUAAAAAGUCCCUGUUUCUAUCUUUUUCUCCCACGCUCCCUCUUUGUCCUCAGCUUACUUCAAUUGCUGCAAACUGAGUUCAAAGUGCAAAAGCAGCAUGCACUCAGUUAACUCAGCAAGAGGGAGAGGAAAGGUAGGCAAAAUCUUGCCCUUCCCAGUUAGCUUAGCUAAAAGUAAACUGGUGCAGCGUCUCCUAGCUUAUCAGUUCUUCCACAUUAAUGACUUUUGCCGUCUUGACUAUACCUGGAGGUUGCUUGGCCCGACUUGUGUCAGGGACCACAGACUCCCACCAUCACCACUAUUGGAUGUGGGACAACUGUACCUCCCUUCCCAGUUACUAAAAAGAAAUUACUACAAAGAUGUCCCAUGGCGUAUUGGGGUGAUAGGGUAUACAGUGGGUACUUGGUAUCUGCUGGGAUUUGGUUCCAGCACCACCACCACAACCCCCCAUGGAUACCAAAAUCCAUGGAUACUUCAGUCCCAUUAAAUACAAUGGCAGAGUAAAAUGGUGCCCCUUUUAUAAAAUGUCAAAAUCAAGGUUUGCUUUUUGGAAUUUAUAUUUGUUUUUGAAUAUUUUCAAGCUGUGGAUGGUUGAAUCCGUGGAUAAAGGAUCUCUGGAUAUGAAGGUCUGACUGUAAUUUGACAAGGUCCUCCUCCCCACGCACCUAUGGUUGGAGAAAGGAAGGCCUUUUUCAAAAACCAGUAACUAGACAUCAAUCGCCUAGGUGAGAGAGUAGGCAGUCAUUGAAAACCCUCCAACAUUUCGGAGAUGAAAAGCAGGACACAUGUGACCAAGCAAAAACAAACUAAGAUGGCAAAGGUUCCUAAUGGGGCAGAAUAGACAAGCUAGGAAUGGCCACAGCAGUUUGCUUUUAUCUCAGCAUACUGGGAAGGUCAAGAUUUCAUCCCUUCCUCCCCUUUCCCCUCUGUUGAAUUAACUGAGCAAAAACUACUUUUGCACUUUGAACUCAAGUGAGCAGAGAGGGGGAG
Molecule: messenger RNA, 3473 nt
Organism: Sceloporus undulatus (fence lizard)
Lineage: Eukaryota; Metazoa; Chordata; Lepidosauria; Squamata; Phrynosomatidae
Gene: FAM167A
Product: family with sequence similarity 167 member A
Exons: 3
Coding region: 519-1163 (214 amino acids)
Source: RefSeq, a predicted model, not a curated record